Messenger RNA from Cylicocyclus nassatus, 1587 nucleotides. The record is from the annotation of a GenBank genome assembly. Lineage: Eukaryota; Metazoa; Nematoda; Chromadorea; Rhabditida; Strongylidae.
GGGCUCGUUAACGUGUCGGUUGUCUGACUGCCUCAGCACUAUGAGUCUUUUGCAAAAAGGAAGUUAUAUUCUUCCAAAAUCAUUCCAAUCCAACUGUGUGUUCUUUCGUUCUAUCGCUAAUGAAAAGAUACUACCUUCGUGCAUACCUGAAAAAUCCAUCGAGCUAUGCUUUUAUUGCAUAGAAGGAGAUGUAUGUCAACUCCAUCCAAAUCGUCGCAAAGUACAGACCGGAGUAAAUAGCUUUGCUGAUGAUGAAUUCAAGUUAGUCGAGAAAGAAGAGAUAAAAAACGUCUGCAAGAUAUCCGAAGGGGUGGAUGAGAAAGAGAACAUAUUUGUGAAAGAGGAUUAUUCUAAACGACUUGUUAAGACGAUACAGUCAAAAGAUAAUCCAUGCACUUCGCAAAAACAGAAGCCUGCUACAACUAAAAAAAUUCCUUCGGGUGAUCACUGCCAUCAGAAAAUCAUGUCCGUCAGCGAGAUUCCGAGAAAACGAUUCAGUCGAUUUCGAGAAAAAACCUUUGUUUGCGAUGUGUGUGAGGCGGCGUUCACCUUGAAGCAAAACGUACAAUCACAUCUGUUUAUCUACCAUGUACAAAAGGAUGGAUCUUUGAAACCCCAUACUCGGCUAAUGUACAAGUGCGACAACUGUGACAAGGUAUUCAAAUCUCCUCAUGCUGCGGACGUGCACUUCAAGAAGACUCAUAAAAAACCAGCUGUAAGGCCUCCGACUGACUGUGAAGAAUGUGGAAAACGUUUUGCAUCUGCGUUUCAGCUACGUGAACACAUAUCGAUUCAGCAUUUGAAAGAGCGCAAUUUUGUAUGCGAAGAAUGCGGGCAGAAAUUUGGCAGAAGAGGAGGAUUGAGACGUCAUGUCCAGAUGGUACAUCAGAAUCACCUUCAUAUGUGCCCGUAUGAAGGCUGUGAUCAUCCUGGCUACAAAUGUAGCAAGGCACUGACCGCCCACAUUCGUUCCGUGCACACAAAUGUUCGACCUUACGUAUGCGAGACGUGCCAGAAAGCCUUCGUGCGUCGUAACGACCUGAAAAUGCAUACACUGACGCACACCUCCGAAACCGCCUUCCACUGUGAAUGUGGCAGCAAAUUCCGUCGUCUCAUCUACCUCAAAAAGCACCAGAGGCUGUGCACAUCACGCGGUAAUGCAGUCGAAGUCAAGGAUGAACCCGCGGAUGGCUCUGCAGACAAGAAAAAUGCCGCUGGCGACAAAAACCUGUGAUUUCCCUCAGUGCAAGAGCUUUUCUCGUUUGUGAUGAUCUCGUGUUUUCUGCCCUUGUGAUGAUAGUAUCAUAUGGAAGUUAGCGUUAUUUAUGUCUUUUUCCGUUCCUUUUCGCCCAUCACGAUCUGAUAUUUGCGUGAUUAGCAAAGUCCACUGUGAUGAAAACGUGAUAGAUUGGCGUAGAGAAAUGUUCUGCCUUUCUUUGUAUCUAUACACUUACCAGAUGUCUUUGCAUAGAUCUUUCCUUUUCAAAAAAUUCCGGUGUUCUAUUUAGGCCUUGACUAUCCCUGUGGUCUCUGUUUUCUGUUGUUCUACGUACAAGAGGUAUAAAAAAUGAGUUUGGAUUUUUCUGG